Vicugna pacos (alpaca) is the source of this 1066-nucleotide messenger RNA. It is a transcript of the gene OR5BS1, whose product is annotated as olfactory receptor family 5 subfamily BS member 1. Gene Ontology annotation, cellular component: membrane. Lineage: Eukaryota; Metazoa; Chordata; Mammalia; Artiodactyla; Camelidae. Gene Ontology annotation, biological process: G protein-coupled receptor signaling pathway. Gene Ontology annotation, molecular function: G protein-coupled receptor activity; olfactory receptor activity. The record is from RefSeq and is a predicted model, not a curated record.
AUGGAAGCUGGCAACGUAACCACAGUCACAGCGUUUAUUCUCCUGGGACUAUCCAACAACCCUCAGACCCAGGUAGCACUGUUUGUACUAUUUCUGGGGAUCUACCUCCUAACCCUCACGGGGAACCUGCUGAUGCUUCUGGUGAUCAGUACUGACUCCCACCUCUACGCCCCCAUGUACUUCUUCCUCUGUCACCUCUCCUUCCUGGAUGCUUUCUACUCCUCAAUCAUUGUGCCUAAACUGCUGGAGAACCUUCUUUCCAAGUGGAAGACUAUAUCCCUCCUUGAGUGUUUCACCCAAAUCUCCUUGGUGAUCUUUUCCGGGGCCACUGAAGCUUGCCUCCUUUCAGUCAUGGCCUAUGACCGGUUCCAGGCUGUGUGCCACCCACUGUUGUAUGUGGUGGCUAUGAAUAGGAAAGUGUGUACCAGCCUGGUGGCAGCAUCCUGGGCCAUUGGAAUGGGGACCGGACUAGUUAACACCAUCCUCCUGGCCCAGCAUCACUUCUGUGGCCCCAACCUCAUCCGCAGUUUUGCCUGCGAGCUUCCCCCUGUUCUCCUGUUGGCCUGUUCUGACCCUUCCAUUAGCAUUGCCUCCAUCCUGACCACCAUGGUGGUCCUGGGCCUUGGCACCCUUGUCCUGUUGCUGGGUUCCUACACUCGCAUCAUCAUGACAGCUCUGGGCAUCAACUCUGCCACGGGUCAGAGAAAGAUCUUCUCUACCUGCUCAUCUCAUUUUCUUGUGGUCACCAUCUUCUAUGGAUCGGGAGUUUUCAGGUACAUGACUCCAGCUUCCGGCUCAGCCUUGGAGCAAGUGCUGUCCGUGCAGUACAGUGUGGUGACCCCGCUGCUAAACCCCCUCAUCUACAGUCUGAAGAACCAGGAGGUGAAGGCAGCUCUGAGGAGAAUGCUGGCCAGGAAGCCCAGGCUCACCUUUUAAGCCAGGCUCCACUGCCUCCUCAUAACUGGAGGAAAAGUUGUGAGAAGAGGAGACAGAAAGAGCUAUCAUUGCUAAGCUAUCUCAGCGUUCAUUUUUUUCCAAAACAGAAGCUUUAGUUCCUCUGACCCCA